CAAAGAAACCAGAUUUUUAACAAGUUGAAAAGAGAUAAAGUUUAGUUCUAAAAUUUUUAAAUUCAAAAGAACAGUUUAUGUGUACGUUCUUAAAAUCUGUCAAGAAAAUUUCUGCGGGUAGAUUUGUCAUUAAAUAAAAUGAAUUUUUACAAAAUUUAGCAACAAGAAACAUUUAAUACAUGUUAAUAAAUACAUUAAGGGUUAUAAACAAACAUGAUUUCUCUUAAUUUCCAUAAACUUUUUGAAAUCCUAUUACUAGUAACAUGUUUUUCACUAAGCUACCAAUUUUAUGUUCCUGGUAUGGCACCUACGGACUUCAAAAAAGGUGACCCAAUCGAAGUAAAAGCUGUAAAAAUGACAAGUAUACAUACUCAACUACCUUAUGAAUAUUACUCCCUACCAUUUUGUCUGCCAAAAGGGGGCUCUGAGGCUAUUCAUUAUAAAUCAGAAAACUUGGGAGAAGUUUUAAGAGGCGAUCGGAUUGUAAAUACUCCCUAUAUUGUAAAAAUGGCUGAACCCACACCCUGUAGUUUACUUUGCAAUUCGCCUGAUAAACCUAUUCAUUGGAGCGUUAGGGAAUCUCAGACAGUGGUAGAUAGGAUCCAACAUGAAUAUUUUGUUCAUUUAUUAGUGGAUAAUUUACCAGCAGCUACACAGAAUUUUAACCCAGAAACGAAUGAAAAUCAAUUAGAACAUGGCUACAGACUUGGAAACACAGUUGGAGAUAGAAGUUUUAUCAACAACCACCUUAAGCUUACAUUGUUGUAUCAUAAUCCUCAACCUAAUGUAUACAGAGUUGUCGGUUUUCGCGCCACUGCCAAAUCCAUUCACAUGGACGAAAUGAAAUUUGAAGGAAACACUUGUCGUUUCACUAGCAAACCUCGUUCGCAGGUAGUCGAUCCUGUAGCCGGCACAAAAUUGUACUUUACAUACGAGGUGGAGUGGAAGGAAUCGACUGUCAGCUGGGCUUCCAGAUGGGAUACUUAUCUUGCAAUGACAGAUGCCCAAAUCCAUUGGUUUUCUAUUAUCAAUUCCAUUGUUGUUAUAUUUUUCCUGUCUGGAAUUUUGACCAUGAUUAUGGUUAGAACUUUGAGAAGAGACAUUGCUAAAUAUAAUGCUGAUGAAAGCUAUGAUGAGACCAUAGAGGAAACUGGUUGGAAAUUGGUUCAUGGAGAUGUUUUCAGACCUCCUAGAAAUUCUAGAUUGUUCGCAGCGCUAGUGGGCUCAGGAAUGCAAAUAUUUUUAAUGUCUUUGAUAACAAUAUUUUUCGCAAUGUUAGGAAUGUUAUCGCCUGCCUCACGUGGAGCUCUUACUACGGCUGCGAUCACCUUUUACAUGAUCCACGGAGCCGUUGCUGGAUAUUUAUCUGCUAGACUUUAUAAAACAAUGAAGGGACGAGAAUGGAAAAGGGCAGCUUUUCUGACUGCCUCUCUUUAUCCGGCAGUUGUUGGUCUUACAUGUUUCUUUUUGAACUUCUUUAUUUGGGGAAAGGCUAGCAGCGGUGCUGUACCAUUCUCUGCGAUGAUCAGUCUUUUGUUGAUGUGGGUAUUUAUAUCCUUGCCUUUGGUAUACCUCGGAUACUACUUUGGUUAUAGGAAGCAACCAUAUCAACAUCCAGUUCGAACAAAUCAAAUACCGAGACAGGUCCCAGAACAACAUUGGUAUAUGAAUCCAAUGCUAUGUACUCUAAUGGCUGGCAUCUUACCAUUCGGAGCUGUGUUUAUAGAGCUGUUUUUCAUAUUCACUGCCAUUUGGAAGAAUCAGUUCUACUACCUUUUUGGAUUCUUGUUUUUGGUGUUUGUGAUCCUUGUGAUAUCCUGUUCCCAAAUAUCCAUUGUUAUGGUAUAUUUCCAGUUAUGUGGAGAGGACUAUCACUGGUGGUGGCGCAGCUUCAUCGUUUCAGGAGGCAGCGCGCUCUACAUCUUAGGUUACUCCCUUUUCUAUUUCAUGACCGUUCUAGAAAUAACGGAGUUCAUACCGACAUUGCUCUACAUCGGUUACACGGGCCUUAUGGUAUUCACGUUUUGGCUGUUGACAGGUACGAUAGGAUUCUUCGCGGCGUACGCAUUCGUUAGAAAAAUUUACGCAGCUGUAAAAAUAGAUUAAUUCUUUUUCGAUAAUUUAAUGUUUUUAUUUGACUCAAAGAGUCGAGAUUUUAUAUUUAUAUACUUUCAGGUUAUUUUAAAACAUCGUUCAUUUACAGUGUUGAAAGUUUUUCUUGUUGUUACAUUUUCGAAUAACUAUGACAAUGUCAGUCUUCAUAUACUGAAUGAGCGAUGUUUGACUUUCUCAACCACCCAGAGUUCAGAUAAAAAAAAACAGUAAAGUAUUUUAUCCAGAACUUUCCUCGAUAUAGAAAUUGUAAAAUAAUUGGAAAUUUUGCCGAUUCUCUAGUUUUUAUUUUUGUUAACUAUUUUGUUAAACUUUAUAAAAAAAAAAACAAAAAUCUGUAUUUACUAUUAAAAUACUGACUUUUAUGAAAUUGUUAAUUUAAAAAAACGUUUCUACAAAUUAUGAUCUUUUAUCAACGAUAUUUUAACAUAAUCAUCUAUUUAAUAAAAAAAAAAGUUUGUGUAUAUAAUAUAUUUAUAAAUGUGGGGAAAAUGUAAAGUUAUGGGGUAAUUAUAGAUUUAAGUUCAUUUUUUUAUAUUCAAAAUAUUUCUAAAUAUUGAUUUUACAUCAGCGAUUUGAUCUUAAAUUUUUCAACAAUACACGUAUCCCAUGUGACAAUUAUUAUGUGGCUAAAAGAAACAUUAGUAACUUUAGUAGUAAUACUAAAACAAUGUCACUGGCAUUUUCUUGUCGUUAUUUUCUCAGGAAGAACUAGAGUUGUCCUUUUUUGUCCAUCACCUACAUCUGUGUUGUUCAUGACGUUGUAUAUAUAACCUGCUCGGAAAUAGGCUGAUCUAAGUACGGCUAUUUUCUUGAAAUUUCUUGUUUUACCAGAUCACAUCACAUGGGAUACGUGUAUUAUUGACGACUCGUUACAUAAAAUAUUAAGAAUUAUCUUCGUGAUAUAUGAG
Molecule: messenger RNA, 3023 nt
Organism: Psylliodes chrysocephalus
Lineage: Eukaryota; Metazoa; Arthropoda; Insecta; Coleoptera; Chrysomelidae
Source: the annotation of a GenBank genome assembly